GGGACAAGACUAAAUGAUCCCUGGGUGUUUCCUCAUAAAUCUUGCAUUCAUUUAUUCUGCGUUAUCCUGCAGAAUGAAUAAGUUUAUGUGUGAGCAUAGGGCAGCCAGCCAGCUUUGCCUUCUCAUUGUUUUUUCCUUUUUCUACCUCCUGGAAAUCCGAGUCAAAGUUAGGAGGUAUCACUUGACUUAAAGCAUUCUCCACUGAACCUCUCUGCCAUAGCCCAGCCCUCUUCUGAGGGGUUGGUCUGGGUUACAUUCUUCUGACAUUUUACUUGGAGAGAAGAAAAGUAAAGAAAGGGGCAUCGGCUGAACAAGUUGAACCACUCAGUGGAAGAGGCAUUGCAGAUAAGAAGAAACUGAAGGACUUCCCAUAGGCGUGAGGGAAAUUGCAUACGCCAUCCGGAGAAGGGGGCCAGGAAAUGGCUUCUUGUUUUCCAGACAGCUCCUGAUCUCCCUUCUAUGGCACUGUGAAAGCCAGAGGGCUGGCUGCACAGCCAGGGGAGACACCCAGUUCGAAACUGGUCUUUUGCCGGAGGAGAUUUAUACUGCUGAAAAUUGUAGCCAUGAGUCCUACAAGGAAUUCUUAUUGUCAGUGAUUUCCUCUGAGGAGGAAACAGAGCAAAUGACAUCUUAGUUGAAAACAGGACUUAGAUCAACACCAACGAAGAUUAAGAAUCUCAUUUUGGCCCAGCAACAGUGUUGGACAGGCCAUACCACAAACCUGAAGACAUGAAUUCCCCAGGGGGAUCAAUUUUCUGUUUUGUGUUCCUGAUUGUGACUUACUCUUCUCAAGCUGCACUGAACUUGAAUCUUGAAUCCAUUGUCCAUUCUUUGAUCCACCAAGGCCAUGGACUAGAAGGCAAGAACUAUAGGGAAGAAUCUCUAAGACACAAACGACAUGUGGCCACAAGCAGCCCUGCACCACAAGAAUAUGACAUUGAGAUUGAGAUAAGUUUUGAAAAUGCAUCCUUCCUGGAGUCUUUCAAAUCUUACUUAAAAAACCUCAGUUUUCCAAUUCCAGGGAUAAAUGCAAACCUGAGCACCGACAUUUUAAGCAUGAAAGUUACAACAGUAUGCAGGCCCAAUGGAAAUGAGACUUUUUGUUCCUGUGAAAGUGGAUAUAAGUGGCUCCCUGAAGUGUGCCUCAGUAACCUUACUUGUCAAAGCUAUCACAACUCAGCCCCAGAAGACUGUAGCUGCCUCAAGGAAAUGCCUGCCAAGGGACCCUAUUGUCAGCAAAUCAUUCUCAAAGAUAUUACACUAAGGAUGUCAGUCAUACUCAAGAUGGACUUUCAGGAUGACCUCAAGAACUCCUCCUCUGCCCUGUAUAGGUCAUACAAAACGGAUUUGGAAAGAGCGUUCUGGGAAGGUUACCGUAUUUUACCAGGCUUCAAAUCAGUGAUGAUUAUAGGCUUCCGGCCUGGGAGUAUUGUUGUUGACUACAAUAUCCAAGCAUCAAAACCAACGCCAACACAAAUGAAUGAAGCAAAUGAUCGAGUCAAGACACUGAUCAAUUCAACAUAUAGAAUGGAUGCCCUCUCCUUUGAAGCAGCUCCUAAUAAUGAAACAAAAUUCUCCAUUGACCCAGAAAUCAUAUAUGAAGGGGAUAAAGUGACGAUGAAGUGUGAAAAUGAAGUGCAGUCAACUAAUGUAACCUGGCGCCAUCUUGAAAGGGCUACAGAAAUUCAGAACAGCAGUGGAUUUUCAAUUUACACUUAUCUGAACCACCAAGUUUCAAUAUCAAUUCUCACUAUUUAUAAUAUUUCUUUAAUUGAUGCUGGUGACUAUGUCUGUACGCUAACAUAUGACAUUUUUGAAUAUGAAGGCCAGAAAAAAAUCAAAGUGAUUUCCACAGAAAUUGAAGCAUCAGAAGACCUGAAAGUAAUGUGUGACAAUAAUCCUGUAUCUUUGAGUUGUUGCACAAGGAAAGAUUUUAAUUUGAGUAAUAUUGAAUGGAAUCACAAGGGACUGAUAAGCAUUCCAGGAAUCAGCUCCACAGAUUCCGGGUGCAGUAAACAUACCAUCAAGGCUGAUGGUACCCAAUGUUUAAGUGGGUCAGCUGGGACAGAGGUAUUUUACAUAUGCAGUUUCCACAGUGGCAAUGGAGCCAGUAGCAACAGGAAGAUAAAAGUCACAUUUACAUCUGUGGCCAAUCUGACAGUAACUCCAGACCAGAUUGCUAUUUCUGAAGGACAGAAUUUCUCCAUAAAAUGCAUCAGUGAUGUGAGUAGCUAUGACUCUGUAUUCUGGAACACUUCAGCUGGAACCAAAAUAAAUCCAAAGUUUUAUGUCACCAAGAGAUAUCCUGAUAGAGCUGAAUCAGUGCUUACUGUAAACACUGCAACAAAAGAAUGGAAUGGGGUUUAUCACUGCAUAUUUAGGUAUAAGAGCUCAUACAGCAUAGCCACAAAGAAUGUUACAGUUUACCCAUUGCCUCUGAAACAUGACAUCCUGCUGGAUCCUUUGGAAGCUGAUAUUCCCUGUGGGGGCAUCUGUCACUUACGUUGUUGCAUAAAUGAGGAUACAGACUACAAAGUUACUUUUCAAAUUGAUGGCUUGUCCUUUCCUGCUGCAAAAGAAGUUCAAGGAAACCGAGUCUGCUAUGAAUACAGUUUAAUGGCAAACACAACUGCCUGGUGUUCCAAAACAGUUCAGGCAUCUUGUACCUUCAUCAAUUUAGUCAAUGAAUCAGUUCAGAGUGCACCUGUGACUCUUCACUUAGUCCCUGAGGAGAACAUCACCUGCCAAGAUCCCAUCAUAGGCAAUGGUGAGCCAGGGAAAAUGAUUCAGAAAUUGUGCCAGUUUUCAAAGAUUCCUAACAAGUCAAACCAUCGAGUGGGUGGAACCAUCACUUAUAUAUGUGAAGGCUCUACAUGGAAAGUAAAGAGCAACAAUUGCAUUGCUGCACCAAUCAAUAAUUUGCUUGGCUUGGCAAAGGCUUUGCUUAUGAGCCCUGAGCAAGAAGAGAAACUGUUAACAUAUGUUCAAGAUCUGUCAAGUAGUACUGGGAAAGUGCAAAAUGAGAUCAAAUCAUCACCUGGAAACUUGAAGGCCAUUAUUACCAUCCUGGAAUUGCUAUCAACAGUCCCAACCCAAGUGAAUACAGAUAUAAUGACACACGUGCUCUCUACAGUUAAUGUCAUUCUUGGCAAACCUAUAUUGAGCACCUGGCAAGUUCUGCAUCAGCAACAGGCCAAUGAGAGCUCCAGGUUAUUGGAUUCUGUGGAGAGAUUCUCCAGAGUGCUGCAUGAGGGGGUCAGUGCCAUUCCUUCCAUCACUCAUGCUAAUGUGCAAAUGAGGGGCGUCGUGACUACGGCCGCACACAUGACAGACUAUGACCAGCACUUUCUCUUUCCCGAUUCCAAUCUCUGGGGCCAGGUAAUCAUCGAUAGGCAUCAGAUAGAAAACCUGGAGCCAAAUUCAUCCAUUGUCACCGUAGCUUACCCAACACUAAAAGCUAUCCUGCCCCAGAGUGUCCAGGACAAGAACUACGUGAAUGGGUUGGUGAUGACCACCACCGUGAGCCAGGGGGUGACAAUGCCAUUCAAGAUUUCUAUGAAGUUUAAGAAAAAUGACCUGUCAUUGGUGGCCCCCCAAUGUGUUUUCUGGAACUAUCACCUCUCCAACCACACGGGGGGAUGGGACAACAGCGGAUGCUAUGUUGAACAAAUGAAAGAUGACAGUGUCUUCUGUACCUGUAAUCACUUAACCUCAUUUUCCAUCCUGAUGUCCCCUGAUUCUCCCGAUCCCAGCUCCCUCCUAAAAAUACUGCUGGAUAUCAUUUCUUAUAUCGGCCUAGGUUUUUCCAUCUUGAGUCUAGCAGCCUGUCUUGUUGUUGAAGCUUUUGUCUGGAAAUCAGUGACCAAAAACCGAACCUCUUACAUGCGCCAUGUUUGCAUUGUGAACAUUGCAGCCUCCCUCCUGAUUGCUGACUGCUGGUUCAUCGUGUCUGCCGCCAUUCAUGAUCAGCGCUACCUAUUCAGUGAAACAGCAUGUGUGGCUGCCACCUUCUUUAUUCACUUCUUUUAUCUCAGUGUCUUCUUCUGGAUGUUGACCCUGGGUCUCAUGCUUUUCUACCGCUUGGUCUUCAUCCUCCACGACACAAGCAAGUCUAUCCAGAAGACGAUUGCCUUCUCCCUGGGCUAUGGCUGCCCACUGAUCAUCUCCAUCAUUACAGUGGGGGUCACCCAGCCAAAGGAUGUGUAUAUGAGGAAAAAUGCUUGCUGGCUCAACUGGGAUGACACAAAGGCCCUCCUGGCUUUUGUGAUUCCUGCAUUGAUCAUUGUGGUGAUAAAUGUCACCAUAACAUUUGUGGUCAUCACCAAAAUCCUGAGGCCUUCCAUUGGGGACAAGCCAAGCAUUCAGGAGAAGAACAGUCUGUUUCAGAUCAGCAAGAGUAUUGGUGUCCUCACUCCCCUGCUAGGACUCACCUGGGGCUUUGGACUGGCCACUGUAUUCCAGGGAAGCAGUGCUGUGUUCCACAUUGUUUUUACCCUACUGAAUGCUUUCCAAGGAUUAUUCAUUUUGUUAUUUGGAUGCCUCUGGGACAAGAAGGUACAGGAAGCUCUGCUGCAUAAAUUCUCCCUAUCCAGAUGGUCUUCACAGCACACAAAGUCAACAUCUCUGGCUUCAUCCACUCCUGUGUUUUCCAUGAGUUCUCCAAUAUCAAGAAGAUUUAAUAAUUUGUUUGGUAAAACAGGAACUUACAACGUGUCAACCCCAGAAACAACCAGCUCAUCUGUGGAAAACUCAUCCAGCGCUUAUUCUUUACUUAACUGAAAACAGAAAACCAGAUUUGCGUAACUUCUGGGAACAAUGGACUUUGCCACUCAUUGACAAGCUCCAGAAAGGGAGACACCUGUAAAACAGUUCUUUGUAAAACAUCCUCUCCCUCAAGACCUUAUGGCACGGACUUUUGCACUAGCGAAGAGGUCACACUAAAUUGUGUAAAGACUUUGACUACAAGUGGUUUUAUUGUUUACUUUUGACUUUUUUCUUCUUUGAAAUGAUCCCUAAUUUGUACAGUAUUUAAAUGAUCACAUAUGUCGCCCAAAACCUAGCUUCUUCUCUGGCUUGAAUGUGAAUUAAGGUCUUUCAGAGACAUUGUCAUGGUUCCCAGUUUGGAUCUGAUGCUGUUUUGCUUAAAAUAAUAGGGACUAAAGAAUUAACACAAAAAAAAUUGUGACUUUUUUACUCAAUAAGAACAGUUUUAUAUUCCAAUGUAUGUCAUAUGCUACAAAUACUGGAAUUUCAAAAAGACUAGACAUUGAAAACAGAAAGCAAGCUUUAGUAAAGAUUUCCCAAAUCAGUUGCUAAUGCAAUCUGUGUAAAGAAAAAAAAAUAUUAAUUUUUUAGAAUUUAAAGAGACAGGAAAGUCUCUUUAAAGAGACAGGUAAAGAACCAGGUAAAGUAGAAUGGAAAUGACAUCACAAAAAUCCUUUCAUUUAGAAUAUCUAAUUUACCAGGAAAAAAGAAGAAAUUUAUGACUCCCUUAAUAGCCUUCUUAUGUUUUGAGGUUUUAGUUUUAAAGAGAAAAGGGCAAGGGAAACUCUGAGAUUAUUCUUUUGUAAACCCUAGCACAGAGCUGUAACUAAAGCAUGGUGACUGGAGCUUUGUCCCAAGGUGUCAAAAUUAGAGGAUACUUAGAGUGUCAUUCUAUAGCAUGUUUUUUUACCUUUUUCCUUUCCUAACCCCACUGCCAAAGUUGCAGUUUUUUGCCCUUCCUCCCAUUUCAGCAACUUGCAAAACUUCCUUCCCUCAGGUGAGCCUACCCUCUUCCCAACUUGUCCCAGGUACAGAAAUGAUUAGUUAUAGUUCAACCCAAGCAAAAACUAAUUAUUGGUCAAAUUAAGUGAGCUUGUAAGACAAGUCAAGUUGUAAAGAUGCUCAUUGAGACCUUUCUUUGAAAUGUGUCCCAAUGAUCUGGAAUUUUCUGAUUUCUAAAUUUUAUUAUUGCACUGGAAAUAAAUUCAUAUUCUGAUUAUUUAAGA
Sarcophilus harrisii (Tasmanian devil) is the source of this 5990-nucleotide messenger RNA. It is a transcript of the gene ADGRF5, whose product is annotated as adhesion G protein-coupled receptor F5. Gene Ontology annotation, molecular function: G protein-coupled receptor activity. The coding region runs from base 730 to 4779 and encodes 1349 amino acids. Gene Ontology annotation, biological process: G protein-coupled receptor signaling pathway; cell surface receptor signaling pathway. The record is from RefSeq and is a predicted model, not a curated record. Gene Ontology annotation, cellular component: membrane. Lineage: Eukaryota; Metazoa; Chordata; Mammalia; Dasyuromorphia; Dasyuridae. The transcript is spliced from 21 exons.